GUUGCCAAACGGUCCCCUUCCACUUUCCCAAAACCCAAGUACACAAAAACCUAAGUAGCAUUUCGCUCCUAGGUUUCAGUUGAGCGGCCUUUUCCCUCUCAUUCUCACUCCUUCACUGCCUGCCUGAGCUGAGACUAGUUCUGAUUCUCUCGUUGGACGGUAACGCGAAGCGUAAACAAUUGGAAUCGGAGAGCUAGGAAGGUUCUGUUGCAAUGGACUCCGCAGAAUUGAAGUCACAACGCCGACAGUUUGCAAUUAAACUGUGGCCUCCUAGUCAGAACACCAGGCAGAUGCUUGUGGAACGUAUCACAGGGAAUCUCACUUCUAAUUCUAUUUUUACUCAGAAGUAUGGUAGUCUUAAUGUCAACGAGGCCAAGGAUCAUGCAAUACGAAUUGAGGAUGUGGCUUUUGACACAGCAAAUAAACACUAUGAAAUGGAGCCUGAUGGUGACGGAAGUUCUGCAGUGCAGCUUUAUGCCAAGGAAUGCAGCAAGCUCAUUUUGGAAGUUCUCAAAAGAGGCCCUAGAACUGAGGAAGACAGAGAGCCUGCAUCUGAGAAAGUCAAUGCAUUCCAAGAAACCUUUUUUGAUAUAUCAAAGGGUCCUAGAGCAUUUAUUGAGGCAGACGAAGCUGAGGAGCUUCUGAAGCCAUUAAAGGAGCCGGAAAAUUCUUACACGAAAAUAUGCUUUAGCAAUAGAAGCUUUGGAUUAGGAGCUGCUCGUGUUGCCGAGCCCAUUUUGCUCUCCAUCAAGGACCAGCUGAAGGAAGUUGACCUAUCUGAUUUUAUUGCUGGACGACCUGAGACCGAAGCUCUAGAAGUUAUGAAUAUAUUCUCAGCGGCUCUUGAAGGUAGCAUAUUGAAAUCUCUGAACCUAUCAAACAAUGCUUUGGGUGAGAAGGGUGUUAGGGCAUUUGGGGCACUCUUUAGAUCGCAGCAUGCCCUAGAGGAGCUAUAUCUGAUGAAUGAUGGCAUCUCUGAGGAAGCUGCAAGAGCAGUUUGCGAUUUGAUUCCAUCGACAGAGAAGCUUAGGAUCCUCCAGUUUCAUAAUAAUAUGACAGGAGAUGAAGGGGCGCUUGCUAUCUCUGAGGUUGUUAAACGCUCUCCUUUGGUAGUGGAUUUUCGGUGCUCCUCUACAAGGAUUGGUUCAGAAGGAGGAGUUGCAUUAUCUGAAUCACUUGAGACUUGUACCCAACUGAAGAAGCUUGACAUUCGUGAUAACAUGUUUGGUGUAGAGGCUGGAGUUGCUCUGGGCAAAGCUUUCUCAAAGCUCACAGAUCUAAAAGAGGUGUAUUUGAGCUACUUGAACUUAGAAGAUGAGGGUGCGAUUGCUAUAAUAAAUGCUCUAAAGGAGUCUGCUCCUCUGCUUGAAGUUCUGGAGAUGGCUGGAAAUGACAUUACAGCUGAAGCUGCUCCUACUAUAGCUUCUGCUUUAGCAGUAAUGCAGCAUCUUACGAAGUUGAAUUUGGCUGAAAAUGAACUCAAAGAUGAAGGUGCUAUCCAGAUUGGUAAGGCCUUGGAUGAAGGUCAUCUCCAGUUGGUGGAAGUUGAUAUGAGUGCCACCUCUAUUAGGAGGGCCGGGGCACGGCUCUUGGCUCAGGUUGUGGUUCAGAAGCCUAGCUUUAAGUUACUGAACAUUGAUGGGAAUUUUAUUUCUGAUGAAGGCAUUGACGAGGUAAAAGAGAUGUUCAAGAAAUGCCCUAAUGCACUCGGAUCGUUGGAUGAGAAUGAUCCUGAAGGGGGAGAUGGUGAUGACGGAUCUGGAGAUGAUGUAGACAAUGACGAUGAACUGGAAUCAAAACUGAAGAAUCUUGAAGUUGGGCAGGAGUAGAUUUCUUCAAUGGCAUUUUUUUUUCUUCUUUUUCUGCCGGAGUGGCAUUCGGAAUCCUUGGAGGCAACCACAGAACUUCAGUUAGACUAGUUCAUUAAACCUUUUACUCUGUAUUGUUAGGGCAGAGAACAACAGCGUUUCCUCCUUUAUAUCAUCAUUUCCAGCCUAGAAACCCCAGAUUUAACAUAUGUUGUAAUGCAAAAACUUGUAGCAGAGACGGCUCUGUGCAUUUGACAUUUCGUGCCAUUUUUGCAGUCUAACAACAGUUUCAGUUGCAGGUUAAAAUUUUGACAUAAAGAAUUUUGCUCUA
Messenger RNA from Tripterygium wilfordii, 2139 nucleotides. RefSeq names its product RAN GTPase-activating protein 2-like. Gene Ontology annotation, molecular function: protein binding; GTPase activator activity. NCBI's taxonomy places the organism in Eukaryota, Viridiplantae, Streptophyta, Magnoliopsida, Celastrales, Celastraceae. The record is from RefSeq and is a predicted model, not a curated record. The transcript is spliced from 2 exons. The coding region runs from base 213 to 1829 and encodes 538 amino acids.